Molecule: messenger RNA, 885 nt
Organism: Kluyveromyces lactis
Lineage: Eukaryota; Fungi; Ascomycota; Saccharomycetes; Saccharomycetales; Saccharomycetaceae
Gene: MRPS5
Product: mitochondrial 37S ribosomal protein uS5m
Exons: 1
Coding region: 1-885 (294 amino acids)
Biological process (GO): translation
Cellular component (GO): ribosome
Molecular function (GO): RNA binding; structural constituent of ribosome
Source: RefSeq, a predicted model, not a curated record
AUGUUCGUCCGUUGUUUCUCGAGCACUGCUCGUGUAUUUCAACAAGACCUGUUGAAGAAAUACUACUCUCCAGAACUACUCAAGUCUAUUUCCUUAGCUGAUAAAGUAAUUCCUGACAAUGUAGAGUUCAAACCACAGACAAAUGUUGAAUUCUCACCACCAUAUUUGGAUAACUUUGCCACAUUACAUCCUUAUUGGGAUUAUAAACCAAACUCUCCACAUCUACAUUCAAGCUCAUCUUCGGUAUUCGUUCAAGAGAUGGAAAAGCAUCCAGAUUUGACUCCUCCUGUGGGUUCAUACUUACAAACUGAAGGCAGAUCAGAUAUACAAAACAUUGCCAAUAAUAUCCAACUACAGACGGGGUUCGAUGCUCAACAUAUCGCCAGAAAACUAGUGAUGAAACCAUUGAUCUUAAAGAUGGUUUCUAAUCAAACUGCAAAAGGUAAAAUUCCAUCCUUCUAUUCUCUUGUGGUUGUUGGUGAUAAGAAUGGUAUGGUAGGAAUCGGUGAGGGUAAAUCCCGUGAAGAUAUGGCAGAAUCCAUCAAGAAAGCUCAUUGGGAUGCAGUGAGGAACUUAAAAGAAGUGCCUAGAUUUGAAAAAAGAACUAUUUUUGAAGACAUAGACUAUAGAUACCACGGUGUGAAACUAUUCUUGAGAGCUGCUAAGCCAGGUUUCGGUCUAAGAGUCAAUCACGUAAUUUAUGAAAUUUGUGAAUGUGCUGGUAUCAAAGAUUUAAGUGCAAAAGUUUACAAGAGUAGAAAUAUCAUGAACAUAGCCAAGGGUACUAUAGACGCUAUCACCAAGUCUCAAAAAUCUAUAGAUGAAAUUGCUCUAGGUAGAGGUAAGAAAAUUGUGGAUGUCAAGAAGGUAUAUUACUCUGCUUGA